CCACUCAUAUCAGGAAGAGAAAAAAUGGCUUCUACCGUGAACUCAAACAAAGAGGCAGGUUCUAUCGCAGAUGAUGGCGAGAGUACGGACCCAGAGAAGAUCAAGAAAUACUUGUUCCGAAUUGCCAUGCAAAGCAAUUGGGAAGAAGUUGUUAGAACCUAUGAGCUCAACGAGAAGGCUCGUGGGGCAAGAAUCACCAAGUCAGGUGACACAGCACUACACAUAGCAGUAUCCGAUGGCCAAGAAGAACAUGUUGAAAAGCUAGUAAAACUGAUUACCGAAGAGGAGCUUAAAAUUAAAAACGAGCGAGGGAAUACCCCGCUCCACGUCGCAGCAUGGAUGGGAAACGAGACAAUGUGUUCGUGCAUUGCCAAAGAUCAUCCAUCAUUGGUCGGUGCUCUGAAUGUAGACAAUGAGACUCCUCUAUUCUUGGCUGCUGCCUAUGGUAAAAAAAAUGCCUUCUUACGCAUGCACUACAUCUUUACCCCUACCCUUGGAGAUGAUCAUGAGAAACGCUACAAAUAUUGUAGGAGGAAUGACGGUGAUACCAUCUUGCAUUCUGCAAUUUCCGGGGACUACUUUGAUUUGGCAUUUCAGAUAAUUGACUUGUAUGGAGAUCUUGUUAAUUAUGUCAAUGAACAAGGCUUUUCCCCUCUCCAUCUUCUGGCUACCAAGCCUUCUGCCUUCAAAAGCGGUAGCCACCUCGGCCUAUUCCAGAAAAUUAUUUACUACUGUAUUUAUGUUGAUGAGCUCAAGGCGGAGCGCUGGGAGCCAUAUAAUGAGGGAAUAAUUAAGACAUCGGAAGAGAAACCCAAUUAUCCAGAAAACUACCAGAUAUGCAUCAACUUCAUUAGGUUGUUCAUGGAAACAAUUCCCAGUGUUAUCAAAAACGUCGUCCAAGCCAAUCAGAGACAGAGGAGAGAAAUAAAAUCAGCAGAUCCAGAGAAACAGCGUACCCUCAACCCUUCAAAUUCAGGGUCAAAAUCCAAUGAUCUAAGUCAAGGACACCAAAAGUUUCCCAGAAACUACACAACCUGCUUUGAGUUUGUCAAGCUUAUAUCAAAGGCAAUGCUGAUUGUUCUUGGAUUAGGAUCUACCCAGAUAAGAAAGAUAAGGGAAAAGAAAAAAAAACACAAAUGGUCUGUUCAGAUCAUGAUCAUGAACGAAUUGUUAAAACGAGCUGCCAUGUAUGAGUAUGAAGACAGUGGUAUGAAUCCGCAGGUCACCACGGCACCUUCCCACAAAGAAAAUGACAUUGAUGAAACCACACCUUAUAACAUUGCUGAUGGCGGCCCCAUCCUCAUGCCCCCCGAUAGCGCCGUCCCCGCCCCCAUGCCUGAACAGAAGGCUGAGAAGCCAAAUAAUGGCAAAGAAAAGAUCCCAGAAGCAGAUAAAAAGGCGGAGGAAAAUAAAACCCCAAGCGCAAACAUGGAAUCGCCAAUACUGAUUGCUGCAAAAAAUGGGGUGACUGAAAUGGUGGAGAAGAUCCUUGAACAUUUUCCGGUGGCGAUACACGAUAUGAACACAGAGAAAAAGAAUGUAGUGUUGUUAGCAGUGGAAUACAGGCAACCCCUUGUGUACAACCUCUUGCUAAAAAGGAAAAUCCUGAAAGAAAGUGUGGUCAGUACAGUGGAUCAUGAAGGGAAUAGUGCAUUACAUCUAGCAGCAAAGUUGGGAGAACAUAAGCCUUGGCUAAUUCCUGGAGCUGCGCUGCAAAUGCAAUGGGAAAUCAGAUGGUAUGAGUAUGUAAAAACCUCCAUGCCACUACACUUCUUUGCCCGCCACAACAAGAAGGGCAGGACAGCAAAGGACAUCUUCACCGAAACCCACGACACAAUCGUCAAGACUGGGGGGGAGUGGCUGACCAACACCUCCAAGUCCUGCUCUGUCGUGGCCGCCCUCGUUGCCACUGUCGCCUUUGCAACCUCAACCACCAUCCCCGGCGGCAUGAACAAAAAAAGCGGAAAACCAACCCUAGAAAACCAGCCAGCUUUCAACAUCUUCGCCAUUGCCUCCCUGGUCGCCCUCUGCUUCUCCGUCAUGGCCGUGGUCAUGUUCCUAGCCAUCUUAACUUCCCGGUACCAAGAGAAGGACUUCGGUAAGGACCUGCCGAGAAAGCUUUUGGUAGGCUUGACGUCACUGUUUGUCUCUAUAGCUUCCAUGUUGGUUUCUUUUUGCACGGGACAUUUUUUCGUGCUUAAAGAUAAGCUCAAAUACGCUGCAUUUCCGGUUUACGCCAUCACUUGCUUGCCGAUAACCUUUUUUGCCAUAGUGCAGUUUCCACUAUACUUUGAUCUGAUUUGGGCUACUUUUAAGAAGGUACCACAACGGAGUUACAAGAUAGUUCCUCUUUAAUUUCAACACCAACAGCCCCUAUUUACAUGGGGAGGUAAACUUGAGUUACAAAAUUAAACAUGCAUGUGUACUUUGAUUUCAAUUUGCAUGUUUUGCUUUAGUUGCCAAUUUGUUGGAAUUUGUGCUUCAUAUACUUUGUUUUACGGUCGUCAUUCAGUUUUUAAAUUUAUUGUUCUUAAAGUGUGUC
Pyrus x bretschneideri (Chinese white pear) is the source of this 2542-nucleotide messenger RNA. RefSeq lists its product as uncharacterized. The record is from RefSeq and is a predicted model, not a curated record. The transcript is spliced from 8 exons. Lineage: Eukaryota; Viridiplantae; Streptophyta; Magnoliopsida; Rosales; Rosaceae. Gene Ontology annotation, molecular function: protein binding. The coding region runs from base 25 to 2355 and encodes 776 amino acids.